Molecule: messenger RNA, 438 nt
Organism: Hemiscyllium ocellatum (epaulette shark)
Lineage: Eukaryota; Metazoa; Chordata; Chondrichthyes; Orectolobiformes; Hemiscylliidae
Gene: sec61g
Product: SEC61 translocon subunit gamma
Exons: 4
Coding region: 122-328 (68 amino acids)
Biological process (GO): protein targeting; post-translational protein targeting to membrane, translocation
Cellular component (GO): Ssh1 translocon complex; membrane
Molecular function (GO): transmembrane protein transporter activity
Source: RefSeq, a predicted model, not a curated record
ACGCAUGCGCGGUUAGGUGUCAGUCUUAGUCUGCAACGUCAGCGGCAGAAAACGCCGGCAACUCCUGAGACAGACAGACACACAGAGAGAGAGAGAGAGAGAGAGAGAUAAAGAGGAUACAAUGGAUCAAGUAAUGCAGUUUGUGGAGCCCAGUCGUCAGUUUGUAAAGGAUUCAAUCAGACUGGUGAAAAGAUGUACAAAACCAGACAGAAAAGAAUUUCAGAAGAUCGCUAUGGCAACAGCAAUUGGAUUUGCCAUCAUGGGAUUCAUCGGUUUCUUUGUAAAGCUCAUCCACAUCCCUAUUAAUAACAUCAUUGUUGGCGGUUAAGAUGUCAUCGGGUCUAAUGCAAGCUGGGUAGGGAAUGAAGAUGAGAGGACACCAUGGAAUAUUUCUUAUUUUGUGCUGUUUUGAGUGAAUAAAAAUAAUUUUGAAAUAAA